Molecule: messenger RNA, 2442 nt
Organism: Klebsormidium nitens
Lineage: Eukaryota; Viridiplantae; Streptophyta; Klebsormidiophyceae; Klebsormidiales; Klebsormidiaceae
Source: the annotation of a GenBank genome assembly
CCCUUUCUUGAAAGUUCUGCAUGGCGCCAGCUAGUACAAAUUACAAAUUCAAUCCUGGUAUUCCAGAUUGAAGCUUCUUCAGCAGAAGCCAUUCCGCGUUCCUUCUUCCUCAAUUUGUCAUGGCAUGCAGUGCCGCCCUUGGUGGGAGCGGCCUCUUUACAGCAUCUCUGCAGCGAGCGUGCGGGGCGAUUCCUCUGCAAAGCACCCGCUCGAGCUUUCUUUACUGCCCAGCAUUGCUCUUCCGCAACAAUCUCCCCUGCUCCAGUUGCAGACCACUCGCUGGGAUUGCAAGUGCUAAGCACGACCCUAUUUUGCACCAGUUUGCAAAUAAGAGGGACGUCAGGUCUAGUGCUGUGAGCAGCGAGGCAGCGCCACUUGUUGCGAUGGGAGUGGAGACCGACCAGCAUGGCCCUGGGGAAACCCUCAGGAAACUCGAGGAACUAGAGUGGGACAACUCUUUUGUGCGGGAGCUCCCUGCGGACCCGAGCCGGAAUGGGCCGAUUCGGCAGGUCCGAAAAGCGCUAUUUAGUUACGUGGAACCGCAGGCAGACGUGAAGGAACCAGCCAUGGUUGCGUAUUCAGACGACGCGGCGAAAGAACUCCUGGGUUUGGAUCCGGAAGAGCUAGAGCGACCAGAGGCCCCGCUUAUCUUCUCUGGAGCCGCUCGCAUGGAAGGGUCCGUCACCUACGCCCAAAACUACGGCGGCCAUCAGUUUGGUUCCUGGGCGGGCCAGCUUGGCGACGGGCGCGCGAUUACGCUCGGCGAACUUUUGAACCCCCGGGGGGAGCGCUGGGAGCUGCAACUGAAGGGCGCCGGAAAGACGCCCUACAGCCGGCACGCGGACGGGCAAGCGGUGCUCCGCAGCUCGGUCCGCGAGUUCCUCUGCAGCGAGACGAUGCAUGGGCUCGGCGUGCCAACCACUCGCGCGCUAACACUUGUCACUACCGGGCGCGGCGUCUGGCGCGACAUGUUCUACGACGGGGAUCCGAAGCAGGAGCCGGGCGCAGUCGUCUGCCGUAUCGCGCCGUCGUUUGUCCGCUUUGGAACGUUCCAGCUGCCCGCGAGCCGGGGCGAGGCCGAGCGGCCGCUCGUGAAGCAGCUCGCGGAUUACGUCAUCAAGCAUCAUUACCCGCAUCUAGAGCGGGGGGAAGCGGCCGAGCGGGAUGCGGGGGCGGAGGCGAGUAGCUCGGGGGAAGGUGCACCGGCGGGGGGGUAUAACAAGUACGGGGCGCUGUUCAAGGAGGUGGCGGAGCGGACGGCACGGCUGGCUGCCAAGUGGCAGGGGGUCGGCUUUGCGCAUGGGGUUCUCAACACGGACAACAUGAGCAUCCUGGGCCUGACGAUCGACUACGGGCCGUUUGCCUUCGUCGACGCUUUCGACGACCAGUUUACGCCCAACACAAGCGACCCGACGCGGCGCUACGCAUUCGGCAACCAGCCUGACGUCAUCCUAUGGAACAUGGUGCAGUUGGCGAACGCGUUCAUUGAAGGGGAGCUUCUCACCACCCCCGAGGCGCAAGAGCUGCUCCCUGCUUACCCGCUCGCGUUCGGAACCGAGUACCGGGCACUCAUGGCCGCCAAGAUGGGACUCCCCGAGUACGAUGCCGAUCUCACGACCACCAUGUUCCAGCUCAUGAAACGUGACUCGGUAGAUUUCACCAACCACUUCCGGGCGCUUGGUGACGUCACUACCGGGCUGGAUGAGCAAAGCGCGUCCGAGGAGGAGCUGCUGGCGCCGCUCGAGGGAGUGCUCGGGAGGAGCGAGAAGCGGUCGGACUGGGCGGACUGGAUGCGGGCGUAUCUGGGGAAGCUGAAGGACGCCGGUGACUCUGACUCGGAUCGCAAGAAGGCCAUGAACCGGGUCAACCCGCGGUACGUACUGCGCAACUACAUGCUGCAGAACGCGAUCGCCGCGGCAGAGACGGGCGACUACGGCGAGGUGCGGACGCUGCUGCGCCUUAUGCGGACGCCAUACGAAGACCAGCCGGGAAUGGAGAGGUAUGCAGCCCUUCCCCCCUCCUGGUCCACGAAGCGCGGAGUCUGCCAGCUUUCCUGCUCCUCUUGAUUACUACCGAGCCCGUCCGUUACGGUCGUGCAUCUAGUUGUUACUUGGAACAUGGCUGAGCAAUUUCGAUGACCAGAGAUUUGUACUUGCUCGCAUUGGUAUGCAUCAGUGUAGGGUGCAAGCAUCUAAGAGUAGGCGUGCACUUAGGGCAGUCGUGCUCAUGAGCUCAUGAUAUCCACGAUAGAGUUCCAUAUCAUUCUCAGGAUCCUCUGAAUGUAAACGCCGUAUAGCCCAGCCACACCAAUUGAUUCACGUGCGCAUCGUGAAUUAUACAGGUCCGUCAUUGGCACACAUGUGGAAACUUCAUAUCUAUGUAGUGGGUUAAUUCACGAUGCGCACGUGAAUCAAAGAACGGCUAUAGGCCAUCAUUGUUGAG